CUCUCACUAAAAUUAUGUUGAAAAAAAAAUUGUUAUUUACAUGCUUACAGUAUAUUAAAAUGAGUUUAAAUGUUUGCAAAAUACGACGGUUCAUUUACAUGGAAUAUAUAAUUUUGAAAAUUUGAGUCAAAACAGGUUUUUAGACUAGCUGGUGUCGUUAAACUAGAAUGGUAGAGCUAUUUCAUUUUAUAUUUUAACAAGCUAAAUUGUAAAAUUAUUUGUGAUAGACAUAACCUCUAGCAAAUUAAAUAUUUUAUUCAAGCAUGCCAGGACAACGAAGGCAACGUAUUACAACUGUCACUGGCAGACCCAGGCGUAAUGCACGGCGACAAGAAGUAGCCACAGAGUUGCAGAGGUUAGCGCCAGCUACUCCACAGUCCGCUGAGCAGUGCCUUAAUUCAGACCCAGCUUCAACGGUGGGAACACCUCAAACUGUGCAUACUGUUACAGCUGCCAAUUUACAAUCGGGGACUUGUAAUUCUCGUGAAUGCAGCGAUCAGCUACAAGGCAGCUCUGAUUCUAUAGUCAAUCCCACGCAACAUGGUUACUCAAACAUUGGAAACUCUUACACUCCCGAGACUGUCAUAUCAGUGCCUAGUGACACCUUCCAUUAUGGAACGUCGACACAAUUGCCUAGUAACCAAAUGGCAUGUUCUCAGAAUUUCAAUUGUCAUGGAAACGCACCAUCUGCCGGAUAUGUUAAUACUAUCUCACAACAAACUAAUCCGGGCAAUUACACUUCCGGUCAAUAUAUAUCGUCGGAACAUUUGAUGAGUACCCAACCAGGAACAGUAUCCUAUGCGACAUCGGCACAGUUGCCUAGUAAUCCAAUGACAGGUUCUCAAAGUUUCAGCUGCCAUGGAAACGCAUCAUUUGUCGGAUAUGCUAAUACGAACACGCAACAAACUAACUCGGACAUUAAUACUUUUGGUCAAUAUGUAUCAUUGGACCAUUUGACAAGUAGAUCUAUCCAACCAGGGACAGCAUCUGGCAUGGAUCACAAUGUAAACACUAUUUCAGAUGCAAGUGUUACAUCAGCUGUGAAUGUCCAACAACCAGUGUACCCCUACUUUAGCAACUCUGUGCCCGUUAUGCAACCCACUAGCAAUGUUCCCGCACAUAGUACCCAGCAAUACAUGGCUCAACCACUGUCGGAGGCUAAUUCACAUAUGUCAGACAUCACUACAGUAUCGAUAGUUGGGUCUUCGAUAAUCCGAGAUGCCUUCUACCAUACGCAAGACAAGAAUCUUCAAUUACCCAAUGUCAGUAUAUACUGGGAUUAUCAGCCGGGCAUGAGAAUUCAUCAUUUAGUAGAAAAAAUUCAGAAUUUGCUCACUAGGUAUGUGCCUCCUGAUUAUAUAGUGAUACACUGUGGCGGAAACGAUAUUGGCCAGAGCCCAUUAAACAGCAUCGAGCUACUAGCUAUAGAUGCCGUACAAAAUAUACAGUCAUUAACAAAUGCAAGAAUUAUUUGGUCACAAAUUCUUCCGCGAUUGGUGUAUAGGAAUGAGGUAAAUCACACAAAAUUAAAUAAAGCCCGAAGACGUUUCAAUACUGUAAUGGCAGGAUUGUGUCACCAAAUUGGAGGGGCUUACAUAAGACAUCCUCAAAUAUCAGAAAGAAAUUAUUUAUUUAGGGAUUAUGUUCAUCUCUCUGCUAUAGUGAAUGAUAUAUUUUUAAGUAAUUUGAAGCACGGUUUAAGGUAGUUCUGCACGUUUGGAUCGAAAUUUUUUCUACAAUGUUGAAUUUGAUUAAACUCUGAUCUUUCAAAACUUCAGACUAUACCUAGAAAAUUUAGCAAAUAAAAAAGAUAGGGUCGUGUGCUUGAUUUUUUGCUAGACUGAUUAGAAAAAUUUGGACCUCACGCAAUAUUUCAUAAUGGGAGUCUAUGGGAAAAUCAUAACUUCCAUAACAUUUUCACGAAUAGAAAUCUUUCUACAAUGUAGAUUUUGAUGAAACUUCUCACAGUUGUAAAUAAACAUAUCGCCUAUAAUUUGGUGAAAUAAAAUGUAUAGGUCCGUGUGCUUAUUUUUGAGAUAUCUGACCAAGAUUAAAGUGAACCGGACAUUUCACGCUAAUUUUAAGACAUUUUUUGAAUUUUUUAACGUGUCAUAUGUUUUAAUAUCAUAUUUUGACUUUAGAAAUAUAGCAUCAGUGCCAUUGUAAUAAAUUUACUCACAGUUUUCGACUUAAUCAUAAAAUUAUUUUCAUUUCCGUACGCCGAAUCUCUCCUUUAUUCUACGUUUUCCGGAUAAAUGACGUUACGCCAUCACUUCCGGUUUAUCAAACGUGCAGAGCUACCUUAAAUGCAAUCAUAUAAUAUAAUUAUGCUUGCUUCCCGGACGAAAGAUGUUAAGAUUAUUGUUUGUAAUUAUAUUGGGCUCGGUAUUGGAAUGUUAUAACCUGAUGCAUACUAAAGUAAUUGAAUUUGAAUAUAUACUUAAUACACAGUGUUAAACUAGAACAAUUGAUCUGUCCGAUAUCCGGAGGAACCAGUAAUUGUUUUUUAGAGUCUGCAAAUCCAGCGUAAUGACUUUUCUGACAUCCAGAGUUUAUCUCUAGUUCGUUAUACGCUUGCCUUAAGUUCAAGCGAAAUAAUCUUUCCGAAUUCCGGAGGCAAUUUAUAUACGUUGAAGAUGAGCAAUUUUGCCCGUAAGGGUCGGCCAUCUUAGCGAAAGUCGGUGACCGACAUCCGGCACCACCUACCGAUAUCCGGAGGCUGAGUUUUUCGACAUCCGGAAACUCUUAACCUACCGACAUCCGGAGGUUAACUUUAUUACAAGAAAAUCAUGUUCAAGUUUUUCCGGGGGGGG
This is a messenger RNA of Mercenaria mercenaria, 2813 nucleotides long. RefSeq lists its product as uncharacterized. The transcript is spliced from 2 exons. Bases 264 to 1706 code for a protein of 480 amino acids. NCBI's taxonomy places the organism in Eukaryota, Metazoa, Mollusca, Bivalvia, Venerida, Veneridae. The record is from RefSeq and is a predicted model, not a curated record.